AUGACCCAAGAGCCUCGACAGCGCUCCGCGUCAAAUAUCUCCAAUCCCUCGGACCCUGCUGCCCGUCGCGGGCCUCGCCAGAACCGCAUCCCGCCCACCAAUCUUCCGCUGCCCGAGAUCCCCAGCGUCACCUCGUCGCCCUCGUCGUCGCUCCAGCCUCUGGGCCUGAGCAAUCUCGGCUCGCCAUAUCCCUCCUUCUCCCCCGGCGGCGCCAGCGCGCCUUCUACGAGUCCGCGUGCGAGGGCGCAUACUGUUGCCGACCCACUCACCACGCACCGCCAGCAGCAGCCGUACCUCGACGGCCCAGCUAUGCAUCAAUACAUCCCCCCUCCGCCGCCUCAGCCCUCGAGCACGCCCGCCGGCCACAUUGCCCUUCCCCCGCCGCCGCCACGGCCCACCAACUACGGCAGCCUGGGGGGCAUACCCAUCCCGCCGCCCCCGCAUGCUUCCAACAACUGGGGUCCCCCAAGACCCCAGUACCAGCAGCAAGGCUAUGACCCGGGCCAGUAUCGCAAUUACCCUCACAACAUCCCCCCUCCCCCAGGGCCUCCGCCUCAACAAAUCCAGCACGAGCGCGAACCCCCUCUAACGUCAGCCACAUACAUCCCCGGCGGCGAGUCGUUUGGUCCCGGCGUAGGCAUACCUCCACUGCACACUUCGCGAGGAGGUUAUCCCGAGCCCUACUACAGGGACGACAACUACUCCGCCAAUACCGACACGUCGGCCCAGGCCUUCUCUAGCAGCCUCCUCGAGAGCGUGCAAAGCGUGCAAUAUGGCUCCAACAACGGCUUCAACAUUCCCCAGACGCCCAGCAGUCGCAAUCACCUCAAUAUACCCACCGAACGAGCUCAGGUUUACGACUCCUCUGGGCCGCCAACCGCAACCCUACAAAACCCAAUGGUCCAGAACCAUGGCAGCGUCUACCACCGCUCUGAAAGCAACGGCACCACGCCCAUAUCUCCCCACGACCACUCGAUGCAUUGGCCCGCUGAACGUGUACAGCAUUGGCUAGCGAGCAACAAUUUCUCACGAGACUGGCAAGAAACAUUCAGAACAUUGGGUCUUGAAGGCUCAAAGUUCUUGGAUAUUGGCCGCGGCCAUGGUAGCAAAGGCAAUGUAGCCAUGAUGCAUCAGGUCAUCUUUCCGCAGCUGGCCAAGCAAUGCACCGCAAGUGGGACUGGAUGGGACCAGAAUAGAGAGCGAGACGAGGGCCGCAAGCUGCGUAGACUUGUACGCUCCAUUGUUGAGACUGGCACCACCGCCAAUCCUCGGGCAGCACCGCAACGAUCUGAUACUGGCAUGACGAGCGCUGGAACAGAGGGCACUGUCGAGAAUUCACCCUACAUUGGCACCCGGGGCAUGGAUUUUGGAUCGACACCAACCACAGCCGGCAACGGCGAAGAGAGCCCUGGGCGCCAAUUGCUGUUACAUUCGCCUGGUGGCAGCACAAAUCCACCCAGACGCAUCUCUACACAGCAGCGCAAUUUCACAGUUCCAGGCCUUGGUCCGACUCCAGACUUUUCAGAGGGACCGGCACGCAGUCCCUACUCAAGAGAAGUUCUCCAGGGCCUCGAUCCAAAGUCUGUCCGGCACAGCCCAAACGCAUCCUCGGAAUUUGGGCCAUCCUCUCUGGGUGCGACAAACUAUCGCCAAGCAAGUCCACAGCAAAGCCCAGCCUUAUCAUCAGCCCGCCUUGCUACUAAUGGGGGGCAGCUCAGCGCGGGUUUGAAUAACAACGGAUCCCGCUACUACUCUCCUCACAACCGCGUCAACAGCACCGAAUCAAUAAACUCCACGUUCGCUAAUACUGGUUCCGGUCCACCCUCGGGCAGGUCAUUCGAGAACCGGUCUGAGAGCCGGAACGAGAACCGGAAGAACGGCUACGAAGGCUCACGGCCAGGCACCGGAUUAGCAAGAUACGAUAUGGAGGUGCCGACUAGUGCUAAGGACCAUGAGAAAGGUUUCUUCAAAAAGAUCAUGGGUGGGCGAAAGAAGGAGAAUCACCCAUCUCCUGAUGACACCAGUCUUGAUUCGCCCACCAGUCCGGCAAGCCAUCGUACUCAUCCAAGCAGCUCCCUUUUUGGAAAGUCUGGCAUGAACUCAAGCGAAACAUCUUUGAACGAGCGGCCCCCUUCGAGACGAUCAGCUCAGACAGACUCCGACAACCGAGCAGCGGGUCGCACCCGUGCAUCUGGGAGAGAGGACCGUAAAUACGCUUUCGUAACACCGGAUGGCUGGAACUACCGCCUUAUUGACAUCACCAAUGUAGACUCAGCAGCAUCUCUACGGACUGUGUGUUGUGAAGAGCUGAGUCAGGGAUUGAGCCAUAUACCUGGCGUAGAGUUGCAUCUUACACUACCCGGACAGCAAGAGCACGAUCAUCCUCUGUCAGACUCCAAGUUGCUGAAGGCUCGGUCGCAAUACGGAAACCGAGUUGGCGAGCUCAAGAUCUUUGUCAAGAUACCCCAAGAGGGUGCCGUACCUCCCUCUGCCGGACUAGGAGUUUCGCUUCCUCAUGCAGCUGCCAGGUCUAUCGAUGAAGAUGCAUACUCUCGACUCAACGCCGACUCUCAGCUAGACUCGCCAGGUGGAAAGUCUGGAGAGUCUACGCUAGUCGCCGACAGAAGUGCAGCUCUCCGUAAGAUGGCAGAGAAGACUGAGCCUGUGCCAAACAACCCGGUCGACAGGCCUGCAGAGUCUGCGUGGGAGCCGCGUGAUGACUUGGCUGAAGAGGAACGGCGGAAGCUGCUAGAAGCCGCUGCUGAAGAGCAUCGGAAGGAAACCAAGCGGAAACAGGACGAAUACUUGAGGAGUCGUUUCCAAAAGAUCAAUGGACACAGUCCUGAUCUGAACCCUACUUCGAGUGAUAACCUCAGCUAUCGAAGCCAACGCAUUGUUGACUUUGAUGAGCCCCGCGCCUCUCCUUACGAGGACGUGAAGAAACAAUUCGACGGAAAGCCAAAGCAACUCGUUCCCCUAAGAGAACCACCACCGGUACCUGCCGAUACCAGCACGCUAUUGAAGGCUAAUUCGUUGUCAAGGGCUAAGAACCGUGGCUCAUGGCCUGAGAGUGACGAUGGUCAAGACAAGCGAAGAUCAACCGAGUCACAGUCAGAAAAGCGCAAAGCCAUUCCACAAGGUGCAAGUGGGUUGGGAGGCAUUGCUGCCGCCAUCAUCGGUGCUGGUAAUCUUGGUGCAGGAAUCGGAGCAGCGAACCGCGCACCGCAACCAAAGGGUCAGCAACCGCCUUCAAAGGAGGAAGGCUCACCCGAGAGUAUUCGACCAUCGCAACAGAUACUGCAGGACAAUGGAUUCGGAGCUAGAUCAGGCUCUGGCAGGAAUAGUCCAGGUGGGUCACCUCGCAGUCCCGGCGAUUUCACAAUGAGCAAGGGGAAUAUACCUUUCAGAAUACCUGACUAUGAGGAAGCUUUCGGAGACGAUACGUCAAAUGAGAGGCCAGGCCUUACCCUCGCAAUGCCCGACCCAGCAGUGACACGACCAAGAGACGAACGAUCUCGCUCACCGAAUCGAAGCCCUCACACAGCGCAAGCCCCAGAGUCCACACUGAGUAGAGAGCCAUCAAGGGUAUCUAUAUAUGGCCCUACUCACGAUUUUGAGGAAGCACGAGUGUCGUUUAUUACAAAGUCACCAAACCUUGAACCUUUGGAUUCCGACGAUGACGAUUCCGAUGAUGGUCUAUUCGCUGCGCCGCUCGCAGGACGAGCUGGUCCGCCCACACCUGCGAAGAACACACCCAUCACUAGAACCAACUCCCGUAGCCAACGGCCAAACCUUACACUCAAGACACAACGGUCAAAGAACUCAUUAGCACAAGUUACGGAGAAGUCCGCUGAGCAAAGCGCAACUGGGGAUCGUGACUCGCAGCCAAGCGACUUCCAUCCUGAGUCGGCUGCAUCUGCAACCUGGACCGACUCCCCGAAUGAUACAAACAAGUUCUCGCGUCGCGAAUCCUUCGCUAGCGAUGUUUGGGCAAACCGUCCGCCAGCUGAAGCCCUCGUGGAACACCUUGACGAGCUCUUCCCGAAUGUCAACCUCGACCAACCUAUGCUUGAGGAAGAGGAUGCGGAUGGCGCCGCUGAGCCAGUCAACGACUCCCAGCCUGCGCCGGUCGAGCCCACUCCUGUCAAUCAGCCCCUCACUCGUGGUGGUGCCGGACUGCAGAGUAUCGCGCAGCGAAACAUGAGAAAGUCGGGUGCUGGCCUGGGCCGUACCAAAUCCAUUCGUGAAGUGGUGAAAUCACAAUACCAGCCACUCGACAAGAGGCCACUCCCAGGCCAGGCACAUGCUGGUGCUGGUCCAUCGCGAGUUGCUACGCUACGCAAUGGUGGCGAUAUUGUCAGGCGAAAGUCGACGAAGAUGUUCAAUGCCAGAACUGAGCAAGUACGACCUCAACGCGGCUCGCGCCUCGUCAUGGAAACGAUACCUCAAGAUCAUCUACCAAGUGUCCCGUCGCGGCAGCCAACAUUCAAAUGGAUGAAGGGUCAACUUAUCGGCAAAGGCACAUUUGGUCGCGUCUACCUUGGUAUGAACAUCACCACAGGAGAGCUUAUCGCUGUCAAACAAGUCGAGGUCAACGCCAAGGCCGCUGGGUCCGAUAAAGACAAGAUCAAAGAACUUGUGAAGAGUUUGGAUCAAGAGAUCGAUACCAUGCAGCAUCUUGACCACCCCAACAUUGUGCAGUACCUCGGAUGCGAACGCAAAGAGUACAGCAUUUCUAUCUUUCUCGAAUACAUUUCUGGUGGCAGUGUAGGGUCUUGCAUCCGCAAGCACGGAAAAUUUGAAGAGUCUGUUGUCUCUUCACUCACACGGCAGACUCUGCUCGGCCUUUCAUACCUCCAUCGUGAAGGCAUUCUUCAUCGUGAUCUCAAAGCCGACAACAUCCUGCUGGACCUGGACGGUACAUGCAAAAUCUCUGAUUUUGGCAUAUCCAAGAAGAGCGACAAUAUCUACGGCAAUGACGUGACAAACAGCAUGCAAGGCUCCGUCUUCUGGAUGGCUCCCGAAGUGAUUCGCUCCCAGGGUCAAGGGUAUUCUGCCAAGGUCGACAUCUGGUCUUUGGGUUGCGUUGUCCUGGAGAUGUUUGCUGGUAAACGUCCGUGGUCCAAGGAAGAAGCCAUUGGUGCCAUUUAUAAGCUCGGUAGCUUGAACCAGGCUCCUCCCAUCCCCGAAGAUGUGUCCAGGGUGAUUGGAGUAGAGGGAUUGAGUUUCAUGUACGACUGCUUCACUAUUGAUCCCAUGGAGCGUCCUACGGCUGAAACGCUCCUACGAGCGCCUUUCUGUUUCAGCGAUCCGAAUUACAACUUCCUGGAUACAGAGCUUUAUGCUAAGAUUAGGGGAGCCUUCCAGUAG
Messenger RNA from Alternaria arborescens, 5370 nucleotides. RefSeq names its product MAP kinase kinase kinase. Bases 1 to 5370 code for a protein of 1789 amino acids. NCBI's taxonomy places the organism in Eukaryota, Fungi, Ascomycota, Dothideomycetes, Pleosporales, Pleosporaceae. The transcript has a single exon. The record is from RefSeq and is a predicted model, not a curated record. Gene Ontology annotation, biological process: protein phosphorylation. Gene Ontology annotation, molecular function: protein kinase activity; ATP binding.